CAAAAAAAGUACAUUCCUAUGCCAAUCACCCCUCAAGAUAUUUCCGUUUUUCCGGAGGAAGAAGAGACCCCCUUUACCUUGCUCACUCUGGAUCAUGCAACUAUUCUCCAACAUCGCAAGAAAAACACUUCUCUUUCGCUGCCAUUUGGGUCUGAUGCUCCAUCCGUGACAUAUCCUUGUGAGAACCCUAUGACCUCAACCCCGGCACAACGGCAGGCUCUUCGCCCCCUCAGACUUCCUUCCCUCAUAUCGUUGCCUCCGGCUUCUCUCGAAUCACCUUCUCAACACGGAGCAACCACCUCCAUGAGCGAAGGCAAAUCGACUCCACCCCUUCCGUGGGCAUCAAGUGCCCUAGAUCCACAUAAUCCAUUCGUUGAUAACUUCGAGAGACCAAUUUCACGAGGCUCUAGUUUGGAGGAAUACCAGCCUCAUGUAUUCCCCCAACAAUACACUUCAGAUCUUCAUUGGCCAUCUGUGCGUAGUAGUCCCUUAUCGGUUCUCAGCGAGCCAUUUCAGCACUCCCCGGAAGACAAUCCUUCCUGUGUUCCGUAUCGUGUGCCAGAACAUUUGGAUAUUCCAUCAUCGACGCUUCCCACCUACUACAUGGUACGAGUAUAUAUACUCGGUGCCCCAUUCAAGUAUCUGAGCGUACCUGCUAGCCUGAGGAUUCGGUGCCCUCUUACUCGGGACUCCCUACGUCAUCAUCUGAUGCACCCUCUUCAAGACCAGUGUCGGUGUCCACAAUGACAUCCAUCCAAACUACCGUCGCUCCCAGACAGCGCUCAGCAUCUUCUAGCACCACAUCGACAUCACCAAAAGACCGCGGGAGAUUUUCUAGUAUCU
Messenger RNA from Cantharellus anzutake, 843 nucleotides. RefSeq lists its product as uncharacterized. The record is from RefSeq and is a predicted model, not a curated record. The transcript has 7 exons. NCBI's taxonomy places the organism in Eukaryota, Fungi, Basidiomycota, Agaricomycetes, Cantharellales, Hydnaceae. Bases 19 to 747 code for a protein of 242 amino acids.